AGGUAAAAAAACUUGACCCAAACAUUGUUCGGAUUCAGCACAAGCCAGGUCGGAUUGCCAGGCCAGACUUUCACUUUCAAACCCAAAGCCACUCUCCUCCUUUUCCCUUUUUUGGAUGUUACCCUUUUAACUUCAAAGUUGAAAAGAAGCGAAGCAGCAGCUGCGAUCCACCCAGAGACCGAGGACCGGUUAUCCUGUCACGCAACCCAUUGAUUUAACAAAUCUAGAGUUACAGAUAGAAGUGAUCUUCCAUGAGAUGAAGAGGGAUAAGAGUGAAUAACCCUUAUAUUUGAUCGUUGACUCUUUUAGAACUCGUGAUAGAGGUCUCAUGUCUUUGUGUUUUUGUUUGCAGCCCUCGUACAUAGUCCAAGAGAUUUGGAACAAAAUCAACCUUGCAUCUUUCUAGGGCAACGCCAAGUACUUUUGCUGCAACAAAGGAGGGUGGUCUCAGGAGGAUUCCAGACGAGCAGAAUCUGGUACCCAACUCUCCCUCGUUGUGUCCCUCAUUCUCUCUCCCCCUUGCUUUGUUUCUCACCUCCUCUACCCUUUCGUUCCUCCUACUCUCUCUUCGACAUUCAAACUGCCAGAAAAGUGAGGAAGGGGAGAAAAUAUCUGUACGGUUUUAAAAACAACAACAGCAAUGCAAUUUCUUCAAUCUUUUGUUUACUUCCCAAUUCGAUUUCUCAGAAUCAAUCACAAUCACUACCAAAACCAAACCUCCAUAGCUAAGCAUCUCCUUUACUAUGACAUCACAUGCUUUAGACAUAUGUCACAAUCCACUUCAAUCCCCAAGAAACAGCAGAGAGUAAGAGACCAUGGAUAUGAUAACUACAUGGAAGUCUAUAAGAAGAUCCGCAAGGUCCUCAAGUUCCAGGAUCUCAUCCUCAGUCAACCAAACCAUACCAUCUGUAUGUCCCGUCUCGACAUUUUAGCUCGCCGCUUCGACUUCAAACAGUAUGAGGCUGGUGCGUUCAUCCUCAAAUUCCCCCAUGUCUUUGAAAUCUACGAACACCCGGUUCAGAGAAUCCUCUAUUGUCGUCUCACCCGGAAGGCCACCCUUCAAAUUGAGCAAGAAAAUCAAGCCCUUCAGGCCCAAAUCCCAGAUGCCACUAUCCGUCUCCGCAAGUUGCUUAUGUUGUCGAAAACAGGUCGCCUUCGCCUUGAACAUAUACGGAUUGCACGCCUUGAUUUUGGUCUUCCUGAAGACUUUGAGUUCUCUGUAAUUCUCAAGAAUCCACAGUUCUUCCGGUUGUUUGAUGCGGAAGAGACUCGGUCUAAGUAUGUUGAGGUAGUUAACAGAGACCCCAGUUUGGCCGUUUGUGCAAUUGGGAAGCUAAGGGAGAAAGAAUAUAGAGAAAGAGGUAUUGAUGCUGAAAACAUUAGGUUUUCCUUCAUUGUUAAUUUCCCUCCUGGGUUUAAGAUUGGUAAAUACUAUAAAAUUGCGGUUUGGAAGUGGCAACGGCUUCCGUACUGGUCACCAUACGAGGAUGUAUCAGGUCAUGAUCUCCGUUCACUUGAAGCACAAAAGCGUAUGGAGAAGAGGGCCAUCGCAACAAUUCAUGAGUUACUGUCAUUGACAGUUGAGAAGAAGCUUACUCUUGAGAGGAUUGCACAUUUUAGGUUGGCCAUGGACAUGCCCAAGAAGCUGAAGGAAUUUCUGCUUCAACAUCAAGGGAUCUUUUAUAUUUCAACAAGAGGGAAUCAUGGUAAGCUUCAUACAGUUUUUCUUCGGGAGGCAUACCAGAAAGGUGAAUUGAUAGAACCAAAUGAAUUGUAUUUGGCAAGGAGAAAAUUGGCUGAGUUGAUUUUGUUGAGCCCUAGGAAAGCAGCUGUGGAUCUGGAUUUAUUUGAGUCUGGCAGGGAUAGAGAGGAUAAUGGAAGGAGGGAAAUCGGAAGAGAUGGUGUUCAGAAUAGUCAUGUAGGCUUUAUGUUUGAACAUAAGUUGGGGAUGGAUGGAGGGCAGGAAGAGGACUCAAGCUUAGAAACUGGUACAUUGGGAAUUGAUGGAGAGAAAGAAGAGGACUUGGGCUCAGAAACUGGAGGAGAUUCUGAUUUUACUGGUGAAGAAAGUGAUCUUGUUGAAACUUCAGAUGAAGAUGAUGUUCAUUGUUGAAAAUGAAUGAUUCAUUGAGAUAAUUUGAUGGUGUUUGGACCUUUGCAAUACUUAAUCUAUAAUCCUUGGGCUCCCUCAUCCUUUCAGAGCCUCCAGGUAGAGCUUGAAGCAAGCAGUACUUGGUUGACUAUUCCUGACAAGGCACGAUUGGGAGCCCCAGCUGCGCUCUCUUCAGAUCCGUUCUUUAAGCUAGUCAUAAUUCAGCUUCUUGCUGGAGCAGAAGAAAGGUCUGUUGAAAUAUUUAAUAAUGGAGAGGUAUUGGAUCAAAGUGUUUCAGAUGGGACCUUAUUUGUUGGGGAAACAUUUUCUCGCAUCCGUCGACGUGGAUUUGCAGGUGAUCUUAGAUAAACUGAAAUAUUUGAAAUGCCUUCUAGAUUGUGCAAGGUCCUGUCUCCAUGACAAGUUCUCUGUUUUUAUUGUCAAAGUCUGAAAAUUUUGGCAAUGAUUAUGAAACUGCUCUUCUUGUCAAUUUAAAUAAUGAGAGAUAAAAUGUUCGAAACGUGCCAUCUAUAUAUAGACUCAUGUUUUUUCUAUUUGUCUCUUCUCGUCUCUUUUUUCUGAGGGUAUGCCAUUCUCUACAGUAUUCAAGCUCCAAAACGUCUUCUUGUCAUAUAAGGGCUAUCAAUCUUCAUAUUUAAAUAUUUUAAUCAUUUGCUUAGGUUGAUAUCGCUGAUUAUAACUAUAAUAUCCAUUGUUGCAAUUAUCUAAUAUGAGAUUCAUUAUUAAUUAUUCUAAAAAGUUAUGAUGGCACAUAUUUUUGUAACCAUUAAACUUAGAACUGAACAGAAAACCGCUUAUUUUAAUCCUUCAUUCUUGCAGAGCAACAGAUCCUGAUUACACACCAUUAUUUGCUUAUUUUUUACUUGGUUUCACAUUUUCUUUUCCAAAAAAACUUAGUUUUGGCUUGGCCAGGCUGCAGGAUUGAUUUUUAAUCAGUCCUUGAUGAAGAAAUUUUUUAUGCUACUUAAUUGUCUACAAACCUACCAUGAUUGGAAGCCAAGGGUGAAAGGAGGAAUAGAGAAGAAACUGAAAUGGGGUUAUGCUUUCAAGAAAUUUCUGUAGCAUUUUUUUUUUUUUUGGCCAGGGUUGGGGCCCGGGUGGAGAGGGGCUGGGUAAUGGGGCACACACUAAGUCCAUUAUAGUUGAGAUCAGUUUCAUUUGUUGGGAUUUGUGUGCUCUUUGUCGGUUGGAGCAAUUUUUAGGUACAUGACACAACUACCCACAUGUAAGGGUUAUUUUGGUAAUUUUAUUGCAAUUUGAUGAUAUUAACCUUUCGUUGGAGUUAUUAGGAGAUUGAGUCAAAUUCCAAGUUUAUUUUCAGUUUCAGUUUAAGAAUCCAAUUAGGAUUUUUUUUAUUUAAUUUUUCUUAUAUAUGUCACUAGUCACCAAGAUAUACAUUGGAUUUGAAUGAAUGUAAUUUUGGCUGUAUGCUGCUGUAAGAGACGAAUGUUUGGUUCGACUGUUUCUGUCUUCUCUUUCUCUUGUUUGAUUCUUUUCCCCUUCAUCUUCCUGUCUCAGGUUUGAUUUCUCUCUUUGCCUUCUUUUCUAUUCUUCUUCCUCUUCUUUUCUUCUGUUUCCUCUUCUAUUCUUUCGGUUAGUACCUUCACUAGAGAUACUCUGUUCUGGUGUGGGUUCUGGGAACUACAAGAGUCCGGUUAGUACCUUUACUAGAGAUAAUCUGUUCUGGUGUGGGUUCUGGGAACCACAAGAACAGAAACAAUCUCUCUUCAUUCCUGUUUUCUUUUACCUGAGAUAUUGUGAUACAGUUCAAGGAAGAAAACAGUUUCAUUUUGGAGUUUCUAUUUCUGUGUAAUCUUUAGUAUUAGCUUAGAUUUUCUUUGUUUUUUGUACUUGCUAUUUUGUUUAAUAGUCUGAGUUUGCUUUUUGUACAAGUCUCAAUAUUCUUUGUAAGGAACUUUCUGUUUUUCUUUAUUUAUAGCAACUAUCACUAUAUAUGUAAUGGAUCAUUGAGAGUCCUCCCUAUGAUUUGAUGAAGAUUUGAGUUUAUGGCUUUUGUCAAUGGCUGUGUGAAACAGUGGGGUGAGAGGCCUUGAGGUGAAGAUGCCUAGGAGUGAGUGAGAAACUCUACAACUAUUCUUCCUUUUAUCCUCCCAAUCGAUACUGCUGUUUCUAUUUACUGUUCUGAGAUUUUCUUCGCAUCUGGAAUCCAAUCGAAGGCUCCGUGUUGCUGCUGGAGUUAUUGUUUGGCUUUUAGAAGAGUGCUUGUUGCUGCUUCAUCAGUUGCUGACUGGAGAAGACUAGAAUAUACCCUGCAGUUCAGCAUCGCUGGUGUUUCUUGCUAAAACCUUCAAGACCACGAAACUGAAGAUCCAUUCAUCAACGAGAAUCCAUAUUUUGACAUCCAGGUACACUCACAGCUCCCUUCAAUGGUUGAGGCUGAUCUGACGGCUAGGUUUGUCUAUGCUAGUUAAGUUACAAAUUCUGGACCAUAGUUUCUACUUCUGAGAUUCAUUGAUAUCUCAGCCUCUAGCCAUGAAUUUCGGCUCAAAGUUGACUCUUCUACAGGAACCUGUAAAAUCACCAUGAGAAGAUGCAUGUACAUUGUUCAUCUGCUGCCAACAACUAUAUAUCACUCGAAAACACUACCAAUAGUUAUCAUGCAUUGCCACAUGAGUCCGGAAACUUCUUCAACACUGUCAAGCUGCCAAGUGUCCUGAACUCACUGCCAAGUAAUUGUCUUCUACUGUGAGCUCUACCAGAUCAUUUGUGACCACUGCCAUAUCACUCUGAACAUUCUGCCACUGCUACAUCACUUUGCCUGGGGUAUUGCUUUGGUGACUCAGACUGCACCACGUAGACAACAAUGACAAGUUGACAAAUCUCAUGCAUUGUGUGUACAAUAGCAUGGAGAUUUGGCUUUGGUCAUUAAGUAAAUGAUUCAGAACAAGAUAGUUCAUGGAGGCCUGCACACAUUAUUUGGAGAGCAAGAUCUUUUGUAACCAAACGAACACCUUGUUCAUUUUGUGACCUAGAUCUAAUAACUCCAGUGCAGAUUCAUUGGUGAGAAUGGGGCUGGGAGAGAAAUAUUAUACAGGCUGAUUUGAAGAAAGCUUUGAGAGUUGAUAGGUCCGUUGUAAUUAAGAGUGUCAAUUCGGUACGGUACCGGUAUUUGGUAUGGUAUCAGUACGGUACAGGGCAUAUAUACCCCAUCAUGAUGCCGUACCAAUAGUGGUUCAGUACAGGAACCUCAUACUGAUACUGUACCAAAUCUGUUUGGUUUGGUAUUCGGUAUGGUAUCGGUACAAUAUGGUGUGUUUUUAAGUCAUAUCCCAUACCCAUACCCAUACCGAUACCGUACCGAAUAGUGUCUUGGUAUAGGAACCUCAUAGGCUCAUACUGAUCCCGUACCGAAUUAAUUCUGUUUGGUUCGAUAUGGUUUCGGUCUUGGUUUUCGGUUUUCGGUUUUCGGUUUUUGGUACAGGUUGACACCCUUGGCUGUAAUCCAAUUGUUUAUGUUCUUAUAAUUGUUAUAUUUCUUGUACACUUUCUUUCUUUGGGACAUUACUCGUUAAAUUUUUUGUUAUGAUUUAAUAAAGAGAUUGUUCACACACACACACUCUCUUUCUCUUUCCCAUUUUCAUUUUUGAUCACUUUUUUAAUAAUAGUAUAUGUAAUUUUCCCCUUGAACAGGAUCCACUUCCACAUUUUCUUGUUACCCUGAAGCAGAUAUCUUAACUUCCACUGAUCAGUUGAUGCCGACAGUUGUUGAUGACAGGUUGGAAAACUGGCGAGAAGCUCUAUUUGGAGGGGAUAGGGAAGUGGGUGUGAAAGGUGCCAUUACCAAGACAUUCUCCUAAGCUACCCAAUGACAAAAAACUUUCGGAAAGUGGCCAAAGAGGGAACUUUCAGACACUCUCCCCAACUGUAUGGACAACCGCACAAUGCCUUAGAUCUGUGGGUUCUCAUUGCUGACUAUGCAGACACAGAGGCUUAUUUUUCAUUCACCUAGAUGACGGAUCUCUUUAACUCUUCUUCCUUUAGAGUACUGUAUGGCCUAACUGCUUGGUUCAUAAGGAUGAAGCCAUCCUAGUAGUUGUGCUUCACUCUGACCCAUGUUUUCAAGUGUUAUGAAAUAAGUCGCAUCCUUCCAGCUUUUGCAAGAUUUUCCACAAUCACUCCAUUAAUUUUAUUCCUCAAAAUACUAUCAAAAAUAAAUAAAUAAAUUUAGUCAGUUUUGCUUUUC
Messenger RNA from Macadamia integrifolia, 6317 nucleotides. RefSeq names its product protein ROOT PRIMORDIUM DEFECTIVE 1. The record is from RefSeq and is a predicted model, not a curated record. Gene Ontology annotation, molecular function: RNA binding. NCBI's taxonomy places the organism in Eukaryota, Viridiplantae, Streptophyta, Magnoliopsida, Proteales, Proteaceae. The transcript is spliced from 4 exons. Bases 641 to 2113 code for a protein of 490 amino acids.